Messenger RNA from Zychaea mexicana, 1587 nucleotides. RefSeq names its product P-loop containing nucleoside triphosphate hydrolase protein. The record is from RefSeq and is a predicted model, not a curated record. Gene Ontology annotation, cellular component: nuclear origin of replication recognition complex. Lineage: Eukaryota; Fungi; Mucoromycota; Mucoromycetes; Mucorales; Lichtheimiaceae. Bases 1 to 1587 code for a protein of 528 amino acids. The transcript is spliced from 5 exons. Gene Ontology annotation, molecular function: DNA replication origin binding; ATP hydrolysis activity; ATP binding. Gene Ontology annotation, biological process: cell division; mitotic DNA replication checkpoint signaling; DNA replication initiation.
AUGGCACAAGCAGCACGACCACGAAGAAGAGCCACACGACAAAAAAAUAAAAAUGUCAAAUAUACCGAAAACAGUGACAGCAGCGACAUUGGCGAAUCGAGCGAUUUCGACCCUCAUAACAGUAGCGAUGAUCAAGAAGACGACGGAGGACAUGGAUCUUCCAAAAGAAAAACGAUUUCAAAGCCGCGCAUGCUGGACAUGCUCAAAUCGCCUACUUUGCGAAAACGCAAAAGCAAUUCUAAAGCGACUUCACCUUCGAAAAGAAAAGCCAAACCCAAGAUUGCACCACGAUCAGUCCAUCGUGUGAAUGCCAUUGCAGCGAUAACGCCAUUACGGCGUCGUGAACAAGAACGAUCGACACCAGCAACAGCAUACGAAUUGGCGCGUGAACGAUUGCAUGUAUCGGCCGUGCCUGAUUCUUUGCCCUGUCGUGAAGUGGAAUUUUCGGAUAUCAUGGGAUUUCUGGAAAGUGCUGUGGAAGCAGGCACAGGCACAUGUGUAUAUAUCUCUGGCGUGCCUGGCACUGGUAAAACAGCCACUGUACUUGAAGUCAUGAGACACUUGCAAUACAAAGCAGAACAACAGGAACUACCAGAAUUCGAUUUUGUCGAAAUCAACGGUAUGAAAGUAACCGAUCCAAAUCAAGCAUAUAGUAUCCUGUGGGAAUGCUUGAACAAGUCAGAUGGCGGGAGCAGCACCGCGGCACCACGCCGAGUAACGUCCGCACAUGCAUUGGAUUUACUUGAAGCACGGUUCUCCGCGCCAGAUGAUCGACAAAAAACCACGGUGGUGCUUAUGGAUGAGCUGGAUUUACUGGUUACUAAAAAGCAAACCGUCAUGUACAACUUUUUCGAAUGGCCGAACCGACCUAAUUCAAAGCUCAUUGUUGUCGCGAUUGCCAAUACCAUGGAUCUUCCAGAAAGAAUGCUGACGAAUAAGAUCUCGAGUCGUAUGGGUCUAACACGCAUCAACUUUCAACCGUAUACGUACCAACAAUUAUACCAAAUCGUGGAAUCAAGAUUGGAAGGUAUCGAUGCAUUUGAAACCGAAGCUGUCGAGUUUGCUGCGCGUAAAGUCAGUGCCGUCAGUGGCGAUGCUCGACGUGCUUUGGAUAUCUGUCGACGAGCCGUGGAAAUUGUCGAGUCAAGGCAAUACCAGCUACCUGCUCCCGGUAGUGCAGCCGGUGAUAAAGCGAAAAAUACCCAUGUCACGAUCGGUAUUAUCAAUGACACGAUCAAAGAGAUGCUAGCAUCGCCGACGGUAUCGUUUCUACAAGCAUGCGCCUUGCAUCAAAAGCUGUUUCUCGUAUCAGUGAUGCUCUGCGUUCGGCGGUCGGGUUUGGGCGAUGUUGAAUUUGGAGAUGCGGCGAAUUACCAUAUGCAGGCUUGCCGGUGGCACCAUGUCCAGCCGCCGACAACGAGUGAUUUGAUGCGUGUGUGUGAGUCGCUGGGACAAGCACGGGCGCUGGUAAUCGAAGGCGGGCGCAUGGACCUGGCGAUGCGUAUGUCGCUGAAUAUCUCGGAACAAGACAUAGUCAUGGGAUGCAAAGGCGACAAGGUAGUGGGCAAGCUGCUGAACAAUGGUUAA